Messenger RNA from Betta splendens (Siamese fighting fish), 2820 nucleotides. It is a transcript of the gene ankrd34bb, whose product is annotated as ankyrin repeat domain 34Bb. The coding region runs from base 182 to 1870 and encodes 562 amino acids. Gene Ontology annotation, molecular function: protein binding. The record is from RefSeq and is a predicted model, not a curated record. Lineage: Eukaryota; Metazoa; Chordata; Actinopteri; Anabantiformes; Osphronemidae. The transcript has 3 exons.
CGAUGUCUGCUCUGCCUCCAGGUCUCUCCUCAGACGCUUCUGUGACAGUGACCUGCACUUCAAACAGCUGCAAUGCUGAGUACUGACAAACUUUCAGGUGAGUUUGUGCACACCAGCUGUGGAGCCUUUUCAGACACCCAGUUGUAGUCGCCCUUGGACAAAGACAACAGAGGUCCUUACAAUGGAUCAGCCAACAGAAGUCCAAACGGACGGCAGUGCUCUGCUAAAGGCUGUGUAUUUGAGUCGUCUGCGUCUGACUCGGCUCCUCCUGGAAGGAGGGGCCUAUAUAAAUGAGAGCAACGAACUUGGAGAGACCCCCCUAAUGGUGGCUUGCAAGACACGCCACACAGACUCGCAGAGUGUACCCAAACACAAGAUGGUUUGGUACCUUCUGGAGACUGGUGCUGAUCCAAACAUCCAAGACAAGACGGGGAAAACAGCUCUCAUGCAUGCAUGCCUUGAACAAGCUGGAGCUGAAGUUCUGUCACUACUUCUGAGCAGUGGAGCUGAUCCGACUUUGGAGGACCAUGCAGGCCUGUCAGCACUGGUUUACGCUGUCAAUUCAGGCAACAGGGAGGUUCUUAAAGUCCUCCUGGAUGCCUGUAAAGCAAAGGGGAAGGAGGUCAUCAUCAUUACUACCAACAAAAUGCCAUCUGGCCAUCAGAUGACAAAGCAAUACCUUAAUGUCCCCCCACCUCCUGACCUUGAGGAGCGUCUAUGUUACAGCCAAUCAUCUUGCUACAUGAUGGCACCAGAGGUCCAGGCACGAAGUUCACCUCAAGGCUCCUCAGCAAGUACUUCUUCUCAACCUUGCAGUCCCCCCAUUGACUUCAGAGAUCCUCAGUGUUUGAGUUUAGGGCCUGGACAAGCCACAUCCCGACCAGGUUCUCCAAUCCAGCAUCCUAGCCCGUUUUGUGUUCCUGGUGUUGAUAAAAGACUUAAUCUCCACAGACUACUUUCAGAGCAGUGGUCCAAAAGUCCCUCCCCACUGAUUCAGCAAAGCCAGGCAUCUUCUCUGGCCAAUGAGCUGGUGGAAAUCACACCUCAGGAGGAGCUGCCUUAUAAACUUAACAGCAUCUCCAUCCAUGGAAGACCUCCUGCUGUAUCACGCCACCACAGCAUUGAUGUGAAGGAUGGAAGUGGGCUUCUGAAAGCACUAGACAGUAUGUCAGGAAAUGAGAACAGAAGGCGAAGAGCCUUUGGACGGAAGAUGUCAUAUGACAGUGCUGCAGGUUCACUCCAUUCUGUGUCACACCCAAACCUACAUCAGGACAAUCAUUUUCCCAAUGGAUCCAGCCCUGUGGAUGAAGAUUCCUCUAACUGCCUCAGACAACUGAACGUUUCCAGUCUGCAAAAUGUGAUCCGUCGACGAAACAUUGGUUUUGACCACUACAGUUCUGACUCCCAGUUGCCACAGUUUGGCGGUCGAGACAAUAACUCCAAAAAUAGUGGUACAGCUGGAAUGGGAACAGAGCGGCACAAGUUUCUCAACAGCAGAUCUGCUACUCUGUCAGGAUCCAGGGAGUCCUUGGACAGCUCUGCCCAGAAACGAAGCACAGCCGGGGUGGAACAAAGAGGCUCGGGGGCUCUCCUUCUGGAUCACAUUGCCCACACUCGCCCUGGAUACCUCCCUCCUUUGAAGCCCCAUGCUCUAAUUCCAGACAUUGGGGUGAGCUCUAGAUCUUCCUACGUUUUGUGUGGGAGUAGUAAGACACUAAAUAGUGUUCCCUCAGGGUCAAAGACCAUUUUACCCUGUGCACCAGCUUUCCCAAGAGACCUAAAAUCCAAGAAAAUGCUGUGGAGGCGCCACUCAAUGCAGAGUGAGCAGAUCUCUCACCUGUUCAACUUCGAGGAAACAUUUGGACACUAGAAUAAAAUCUUGCUGCUGUACAGUAUGAGCAAAUGUAUGCCCAUUCCCCUGUAUAAUACAAGCUCUCUGUGUCUAAGGUGCUGCUGAUCUGCGGUGAAGUAACCUUACAUUACAAUUACCAGAAAAAAUAACAAGGCCUUAUAUUAGCACCAGACAACAAAUAAUUUAUUUUUUAAUUACACUUGGUGGUUACUUGGCCUUGAGAUGAUUUGUUUUGAUGAUCAAAAAGAUGAUCAAUAAUAUAUACAUAUGUGCACAUACAUAUCCUUUUUUUUGUCCUAUCCAACAGUUCAACAAGCAGCGUAUAUUAAGCUGAUUGCCAUAUUGUAAUGGAGAGUUUUGGUUUUUCAAAAGGAGUCUAUAAAUAAUAUAUAUACUCCUCUUGACUAAUGGUUUAUGUUUGUUUUUAUUUGUCCUUUCCAAAUAAUUGGAAUGUCGCAGAGUUGGUUGUCUUUAUUUAUUUAACUAAAUAAAGAUAAACUUUUAGAGAAAACUCGGUUAACACAUUAAUAAUUAAAUAACUGCAGUACUUUUGUUAACUAUUAUAAUAAUGAUAAUACAUAUAAGUGUGCAUAUACUCAUACAUAAAUACAUUAAUAUACAGCGUAUUUGUCUGUAUCUGAACAAACACCCAGCCUUGCUCUCCACUUUGUUUUCUUUGUUGCCAGAGUUUAUCUUCUAGAAUUUUUCAUCUAAAUUGGCAAUUAGGAAAUCUGUAUCCUUGAAAAUAUAAAACCUUCUCAGAUACUAUUGUCACCAUCCACAGUUGCCAGUGGCAACAGUUAAGUGGUGCACUCAGCCUUCAGCUUUCUUCAUUAAGCUGUAUUAUAUUGCACUCUCUGUUCUCAAUAAACCUUGUUAGUACCAAAUAUUUGAGUGGCUUUGUAUCAAGAUGUGCACCCCAUGAUGCUCCUAUUGGCUGACUGACACUAAGCAUGUUGCAUCACUUC